Messenger RNA from Neurospora tetraspora, 1650 nucleotides. Its product is annotated as putative RNA methyltransferase. Bases 121 to 1170 code for a protein of 349 amino acids. The transcript has 3 exons. The record is from RefSeq and is a predicted model, not a curated record. Lineage: Eukaryota; Fungi; Ascomycota; Sordariomycetes; Sordariales; Sordariaceae.
GCUUCCCAAAACUCUCGUGUCGUCGUCGUCCUCGCAACGACGGGAUCCGCUGUACAGCUCAUUCAUCCACCCCGUUCUCCCAAUCAAUUGUUCUGUAAAUACUCAGACACUUACUUCAAGAUGGGACCCCCACAAGAUCAUUCAUACAAGAGACGUCGCAUCGAUGCCGACGAGACUCCUAGUUCUGGACGCCAACCAUCUUCUCUCAGCGCAGCAUCAGCCAAGCCAGCCCGUUUCAAGCCUACGGCCGCGAGAGACUGGACCAUUUCAGUCGCGGUGCCUACUAGUGUCAUCACCGAUUGCGUGACCCGCGAACAAAGGACAACAUGGGCAGGCCGUAUCGCGAGAGCCUGCGCGGUUUUCUCCGUUGACGAGAUUGUCAUCUACGACGACAGCCCGGUCGAGUCUCGACCUGCAAGUACCGAUCACGAAGGCUAUACCGGCGAUGUUGACCCUGCACACUUCCUCGAGCAUCUCCUCAACUACCUCGAAACACCGCCCUUUAUGCGCAAGCUCUUGUUCCCCAUGCACCCGAACCUCAGGUCUCAGGGCUUGCUUCCCAACCUCGACAUGCCACACCAUCCGUACAAGGGCGAGUGGAUGCCGUAUCGCGAAGGCUUGACACUGGAGGCUCAGCCCAAGGGCGGCAAGGGAACGGUUGUCGACAUUGGCCUCGAAGACACAGUCACCAUUGACGAGGAGCUCCCUCCCAAGACACGAGUCACGUUGAAGAUGCCCGUGGGCGAGUACGGAUCGCCAGAACCUGUUCAUCCUGCGGUUCCCAGAACCGAAGGCGGUUACUUCUGGGGUUACACGGUUCGCAAGGCCGCGACACUCUCCGAUGUGUUCACUCAGAGUCCUUACGAGGAAGGGUACGAUUUGAGCAUUGGCACAUCAGAGCGUGGACAGUCCCUGCACAGAGCUUUCCCCGAGCACAAGGAGGCCAACUUCACCCAUCUUAUUGUCGCAUUUGGCGGCCCGCGCGGCCUCGAAUACGCUGCCAUGAACGACCCCGAGCUGAGCAAGAUCGGCAUUCACGGCCCUCGGACGAAGGAGCUGUUCGAGCACUGGGUCAACGUCUUGCCAAACCAGGGUAGCAGAGGUAUCAGGACUGAUGAGGCCAUGUUGAUAGCCCUCACCGGUCUCAGGAGGUUGUGGGAUAACAGCUGAGCGGACUAGGUUUUGCUUUAUUUCAGGAUUUUAGCGUUCAUAAUGACAUACCCAUUGCAGCUGUCAGGAAUCAUCACUUGCUUCCAGAUAUCGAUCCCGUACUCUUAACGUACAUGAUAGGAGCGUGUCGACAGCUGGAGAGAUGUGUUAUUCGACUUCUGAUUCUCAACACUCCUUGAAAGCCACUGAAGCUUGAGCAAAGGAACACAAGCAAGCCACUCAUACCGAACGAUGUAUGGAAGAACUGAAGACUGAUGAGGGGUGUUACGUUGGUGAAGCAAGAGACUGAGAAGAUAUUUUUGCCCGUAUCCGAUGGCAAAGGAGGAUCUCAUCCUACACAUGCCGUGGUCAGGUGAAGAGUUUACACAGUAGGAACCCAAAUCAUGAGGAUAACAUCACUAACGGAUUUGCGAUGAAACCCUGACAUGUGUGGUCGAAUCGUCAUUGGGUAUAAUAUACUGUGUGUUAUGUGAGUGUGUA